CAUGAAGAAGAACUAGUUGAUGUGAAUGAAGAAUCAUCCGGAACACAAGAUCUCAGUACAGAACCAUUAGACAUUGAUGUUAAGACUGCCGUUGUAGAGAAGAAGAAUCGACCAAAAAGAAAGGCAGCUGUUCAAGGAGAACUUGUACGAAAACUGUCAAAACAAACGUAA
This is a messenger RNA of Paramuricea clavata, 171 nucleotides long. Lineage: Eukaryota; Metazoa; Cnidaria; Anthozoa; Malacalcyonacea; Plexauridae. The record is from the annotation of a GenBank genome assembly.